UGCGUUGUUGCUAGGAUACAGUAAACCGCUGCCGGCGCUUGCGUGCACCUCAGGACUGGUUUUAGCGUGUUACCUAAUAAAUCAUACCUGUGAAAGCCCAGAGCGCGUGACGCUGCGGCCGUCGCCAUGGAGAUCGUGUACGUGUACGCUAGGCGGCGCUGCGACUUCGGCCGUCCCUGUAACUUCUCGGACCGGCCGGCCGAGCUGCAUGUGGACGUGCUGCCGGACCCUGCGCUGGCGGCCGACUUCGUUCGCAGGGACCCCUGCGACGUGGCCGUGCAGUGCGCGCAGGAGAUGUCGGAGCACGAGGUGAACACUGAACGCUUUGAGUCAGAAGCUCGUGGGAUAAACCAUGUGGAGGGGGGCUGGCCCAAGGACAUCAACCCCCAGGAAAUGGAGCAGACCAUUCGCUUCCGGAAGAAGGUGGAGAAGGAUGAGAACUAUCUCAACACCGUAAUGCAGCUGGGAACCCUCAUGGAGCAUUGCAUCAAGCAGAACAACGCCAUAGACAUCUACCAGGAAUACUUUGAGGAUGAAGAGGAGAUGGUGGACUCCAGGGAACGGCCCUCAGCCAAGACCAUUAAUGUCUUCAGGGACCCCAACGAGGUGAAGCGCACGGCCACCAGCUUGUCCUGGCACCCGGACGGCAGCCGCAAGCUGGCCAUCGCCUACUCCUGCCUGGAGUUCCAGCGGGCUGCCAAGAACAUGAGCUUUGACUCCUACAUAUGGGACAUCGAGAAUCCCAGCUGUCCUGAGAUGACCCUGAAACCGGCGUCCCCGCUUGUCUGCCUGGAGUAUAAUCCCAAAGACUCCCACAUCCUACUUGGGGGCAGCUACAACGGGCAGAUAGGCUACUGGGACACCCGUAAAGGGAGCCAGCCGGUGGAGACCUCGGCAAUCGAGCAUGGUCACAGAGACCCCGUGUACAAGGCCAUCUGGCUGCAGUCUAAGACCGGCACAGACACCUUCUCCGCCUCCACCGACGGCCAAGUGCUGUGGUGGGACAUCCGGAAGAUGAGCGAGCCCACCGAGAGGCUGGUGCUGGAUCUCGGCAGAAAGGGCAACUUGGACAAUGCACUGGGGGCCAUCUCCUUGGAGUUCGAGAGCACCAUGCCAACGAAGUUCAUGGUGGGGACGGAGCAGGGAUUGGUGGUGUCCUGCAACCGCAAAGCCAAGACCCCAGCAGAGAAGAUUGUUUGCACCUACAGUGGCCACCACGGUCCCAUCUAUGCCCUGCAGAGAAAUCCCUUCUUCCCCAAGAACUUCCUGACUGUGGCAGACUGGACCGCACGCAUCUGGUCUGAGGACAUCAAAGAAUCUUCCAUCAUGUGGACUAAGUACCACAUGUCCUACCUGAUGGACGGCUGCUGGAGCCCCGUCAGGCCCUCUGUCUUCUUCACCGUGAAGAUGGAUGGCACCCUGGAUGUGUGGGAUUACCUCUUCAAGCAUAAUGACCCCACACUCAGCCUGAAGGUGUGUGACGAGGGCCUCUUCAGCCUGCGGGUCCAGGACAGCGGAGCUCUGCUGGCCUGUGGCUCCCAGCUGGGCACGGCCACGCUGCUGGAGGUAUCUCCGGACCUGAGCACCAUGCAGAGGAACGAGAAGGCGCUGGCCACCGCGAUGUUCGAGCGCGAGACCAAGCGGGAGAAGAUCCUGGAGGCUCGGCAGAGGGAGAUGCGGGUGAAGGAGCGGAGUCGCUCGGAGCAGAGCAAGGAGGACGAGGGCCGGGACACCGACGCCGGGGACGAGAGCGCCGAGCAGCUGCUGGCCCGCGCAGAGAGGGACUUCUUCGAGAUCGUGGGGGCGGAGCUGAAGAAGAGGGAGCUGGAGGCGGGGCAGGAGCAGAUCGGAGCGGAAGAGUGUCUUCCUCUCCAGGUGAAGGAUGUCUGUGACGAGGAAGACCGCUGAGGAUGUGCACCGUGAGACUGCUACGCCAUCAAGUCAUCAGGGAACAGUACAAGUGUUUAUUUAAUGUAAAGAGACGACACAUGAAUCAUACAUCAGAGUGAAGCUGAACAGGGACGAUGGAACUGUAUCUUUAACCAAAGGACAUUUCUGCUGUGUGACCUCACCUCUGAUUCACGCUCUCGCCUCCAUCGAGGGCAACAAGGACUAUGGGUAGAAAAGAAGGGAAAAAAUGACUGUGAAAGCAGCACAUAGUAGGUAUGUAGCCACACAGUUACAUUACAGGUUUGUUCUUCCCCUUAAAAUUUGUUUGCUGCUAAUCUGGCAUGUAGCCGGCAAGUUUGAGUCCUCCUUGAAAUUUGCUUUCGGUGAAAUCUACCAAGCCCCUCAGUUAACGAAAUAUACUGACAGGGCCGUCCGCCCCCCCCCCCCCAAGGUGGUAAAAUUGACCAAAUGGGAGCCCCAAGAUAUAUUUCUGGCUAUUGGCCUGGUACACCACAGAGUUUAAUACAGGACUGAAACUCGAAUAGGGCACUAAUGGUUUAAAAAUUUAAAACAGCUGGAACACACCGAAAAUUUCCCCUAACGUUUAGUCACGACAGGAUUAGCCGUAACCAUAUAUAACUCUCGGACCCGUCACGGCCCAAGGCGGCCUGCGGGACAUCGAUACGCAGCCUGUUCACGGUAGCGCAGUCAGCGCUUGGUGACGUGAUUCCUCCUCCCCAUGAUGGAGGGCUGCCCGGUGCCGUGCAGAGGUCACUGACGUAUGCAGGGCACUGUAACUUACGCUCUCGGAGGUGAGUACCCACUAAUGAGCCGCGUUAUAUGACUGUGUGUGCUACAAAGCUGUCUUAUA
Messenger RNA from Paramormyrops kingsleyae, 2761 nucleotides. It is a transcript of the gene dnai2b, whose product is annotated as dynein, axonemal, intermediate chain 2b. The record is from RefSeq and is a predicted model, not a curated record. Gene Ontology annotation, biological process: cilium movement; outer dynein arm assembly. Gene Ontology annotation, molecular function: dynein light chain binding; dynein heavy chain binding. Gene Ontology annotation, cellular component: outer dynein arm. NCBI's taxonomy places the organism in Eukaryota, Metazoa, Chordata, Actinopteri, Osteoglossiformes, Mormyridae.